CGGUGUGUGGAAUAUAAAAAUUAUAUCAGAACCCAGCGCACCCGUUAUUGUCGUGCCGCCGUCAGCUGAGUGAGGUUCGCGCGCCACCGUUGAGCGCCAUGCGUGUGAAACAAGUGCAAGUGAACAGUUUCCACACAUCCGCCGUAUAAUAGGACCGGGGCCAAAAUAUCGUCCGGGUGCCCACUAACUGAGAUUUCUUCGGCGCUGCUCACGGGGUAGUAGUGGUGGUGUAGUGGAAAAUUAGCACGUGUGAUAGAUCCCACGCCAUUUGUGCAGUAAUGAUCAUGUGCAAUCGACGAUCGUGAAGGUCGUCCCGAGUGUCAGUAAUAUUAGUUUAACCCCCCAAAAAAAAAAGUAUCUCCCGCCCGGUUAUCUUCGCCUGUAUCGUAAGCAAACGCACAGCCACCACCAUGUCUGCCGCCAACUACAUCGAAGUGAGCAUACACUCGGAACCGGAAGACGAUGAUCGCGGUAUGACGGAUCUCGAGCUGCAACAGUGCAACAGUAGUAGCAGCAGCAGCCGACAGCAUCUACUACAAAGCAUCACAAACCUUUCCAAUCCUGCCUGUCUCUUCACACCUGCAACGAAAUCGUCCACCGAAUCUUAUGGCAAGGCAGAGAAACGGAAGCUGAUGUGGGCCACACUGUUUACGGUGGCGUUUAUGACGGCAGAAUUUGUCGGUGGUUAUCUAUCCGGCAGUCUAGCCAUCAUGACGGACGCCGCCCAUCUGCUUUCGGACUGCAUUAGCUUCGUGAUAGCGAUCAUCUCGAUCUGGAUCUCUAACCGACCGGCAGACGCGCGGAUGUCCUUCGGCUAUCGACGGGUGGAAGUUCUCGGGGCGCUCCUAUCCAUCUUCGGCAUCUGGGCACUGACCGCUGUGCUGGUGGUGAUGUCCGCCAAUCGAUUGCUCGAAGGGGACUACGAGAUUGAUGCGGACACGAUGAUCAUUGUGGCGAUACUGGGCGUCGUGAUGAAUGUUGCCACGGCGUUUAUCCUACACGGAUCCUGCAGCGUUGUUCCGCACGGUCACAGUCACGGGCAUAGCCACGGUUACGGUCAUUCGCAUGCCCAUUCCCACGGCCACAGCCACAAUUCCCGCCCACGCUCCAAAACUCCUCAGCUCAUAGCGCCCCGGCUCUCACUGUCCCGGUCCUGUUCACCGCUCCCGAGACGGAUGCUCCGUGCCCAGUCGUGCGAUGAGAAAAAGUGUGAUAAACUCGAGCAACUGAUCAUUCCCAACUUCCCGCCCAGCCCGCAAACCGCCAGCCCCCUUUCGUCCCAUCAUAACAGUCGGCACAAUUCGUUCGCCCUAACGGGCGAUCAUAGCCAGCGGCCGAACCUGGACACGAUACUCAACAACGCACGGUUAAAGCUGCACAAAGAAAGCCUGCGCCAGCGGAUGAGCAUCGAUGCGGGAUUGAAUUCGCCGGAUUUGAUCAGUUCCAGCAAGCUGGCGUACUCCCGCAUCAGUACCGAUCCGGAAUCGUCCACCCGGGGGCAUAGCGACGACGAAGGGCACAGUGAACGGGGGGAACAGUCUUCGUCGGAGCAUCAUUCCCAUCAUCAUGUGGAGUGUUCGGAGACGGACCAUCAGGAUGAUAGUAGUAAUCUUAAUGUUCGCGCUGCCAUUAUCCAUGUGAUCGGUGACUUCAUACAAAGCAUCGGUGUGCUGGUAGCUGCAAUAGUCAUCAAAUUUGCGCCUCACUUGAAGGUGUUUGAUCCCAUCUGUACGUUCGUGUUCUCGUUGAUCGUGCUCGUAACGACAGUGCGGAUCUUCCGGGACUCGAUGCGGAUUCUGGUGGAUGCCGUCCCGGUAGACAUCUCGCUGGAACGACUCUCGUCCGAGCUGUCCUACAUCGAAGGUGUUAAAACCGUGCACGAUCUGCGGGUUUGGAGCGUUUCGACCGGCUGGGUCGUAAUGACCGCGCAUCUUAUGAUCGAUCCGUUAGCGAACGCUUCGGAAAUUCUUGCCACGGCAGAUCACAUCGCCCGGCACGAUUUCCGCAUCAAGCACAGUACGGUCCAGAUUGAGAAGAUGCACUUCUGAUCCUGGAUUCGGCUACACAUGUACAAAUUGUGAUUUCACAGCCUGCCGUCCGUGAGAGAAGAGAUCUUCAGACUUUCCGCCACAUGCGUGUCGCGCUGUGUUUAGGUUUUAAAAACGAAACAAGUCAUUUACAGUCCGCUAAGCAUCAUAAGAGCAAAAGAAGGUUAAGAUGUAUAUUAGGUAGUUGUUGGGUCAAGGAGCUCUUUUUGAAGUGGAGAGGACAACUGCUCACUAACAUGUGCGAGGUGAGGCCACCCGGUAGCUCCGCACUCUUCGACCUCUUCGCCGUCAGUGAGUGCGGAGCUACCUUUUGCGAAAUCGAAGAACGCGCCCUCAUUUUAUUUAGGACGAGGCGCGUUCCUCCCCGGUGGUAACUCUCGAGCUCACUACCCAACACUAUUAUGUACAAAACAAAAGGUUAAAAUAAAGGCCAAUCUUAUCGGCACCAGCACAAAACAGCGAUGGACAGGUGGUUUCGGUGUACGAUUUAUUUCAAAUCAAUUCGAUUCGUUAUUCGGACGCGUGCCGUAAGGUUUCGCCCAGACACAUCUACACACAAGCAAGAAGGAACCGUUUAUAUAACCGUCAGUUUAAAUAGAUUUGCGUUCGUUGGCCGCGUUACACUACUACGCGCGUUGAGCACCAUCUCUGUCUAAAGCACAGCUCUAGCAAGCUGCAGCUUUUACUAUCCUGCCAGCCUCCACUGCUAGACACCUACCCACGCGUCUCCAAACGCAGGUGACAAGAGUGUGUGUUUUAUUACAUUAAAAACGUGUGUACUUGAGUGUUUAUUUGUUUUUGUUGAUUUAAUAUGCGUUUAAUGUUGGUGGUAUUGUGUGUGUUCACUGCUCUCAAGUGCUCUUAUUAAUGCUGCUGCUCUCGAUACAGCAUUCGUGUCUCCCGUUGCCAAUUCAUAUUAUCCUACCAUUUUUGCUUUUGCUUAUACACGAUUUGCCUUACACGUUUUGACUACUAUCCGAAAUUCAGCAAAUGCUGUAAAAUGUGCAAAAAACUUCUCAAAUCGAAAAAUAAACGCCGAUAAGCGAUUUCGCUACGCCACCUACAUAUCUUGCUACUUCUGGGUGGUGGUUCGUUCUCUUCUUCUGUAGAAUUAUAAUAAUUGUGUUCCUCUCGUUGUUCAUCACCAACAAGCCUCCCUCCUCCCUCUCCGUCCCCUGUUGGCCUAUUUUUUUUUUUGUUUGCAAUAAGUUUACAACAUAAAUUCCCCACAACCGGUCCACAAACACUAGGGAUGAUACAUAAUAUCUAUAUAGCUGUGUAUUUGUAUAAGUAUAAAAGUAAUGACUUUUGUGUUGCUUCUUCUUUUCCUCUACUCCGUCCGUCGCUUUGAGAGAGAAAAAAAAUGUUCAAAAUCGAUUUUGUUUGCUUGCUAUGCGGCGGUACAUUUGCGCUAUGUAAGUUUUAUUCUCGUUUUUGUUUUUACUAACGCCAUGGAGCGAUUGGGUGCGUUGUACAUCACUUUACUGGAUGAAAUAGUCCACAGACUGACCAACCAGCACAUAUCGAAUGGAUAUUAAUGCCAUGAACUGAUCUUUCGAUAAAGAAAAUAAAAUGCAAAUUUAAAUUAAAAAAUUCAAAUUUUAAUGUUUUAAAUUAGAAACGGACGAAAAACAUACUUUUUUAUUCAUUUUUUUGUACUCAUACGCGCGCAUCAAUCGAACCUCUCCCCAGUCGGGGAUUCCCUUCACUCUUCAAGCACAAUAUCGAUAAGGCACUCGCUCAGUGGAUAAAUUUUUGCUAACGCUGUUUGUUUUAUUCUCUUCCUGUUUGUAUUUCGCUCGCACACAAAUCGCUUCGCCCAAUUUGUGUCCUACAUGCUUUUGUGGGAAGGGGUCUCGUGUUUACCACCACCCGGGACUUGGGGCCUGGCUAUCAUCACGAUUUGCAUUUCAAAGUGUAAUUAUGCUUUUCAUGUAUAAAAGUAUAAGCGAGGAAGCGCAACUGUGUGUUGAAACGUAAACGUCUGCAUGCGCUAAAAGCAAUAGGUAAGCAACAAUCUCAUUGAACGAUGGUACUGCAGCGUCUUGGUACGCGGCGGCGCAAACGAAAGGCAUGUUUUAAGCUCGUGCGAAAGAAUAAUCUUUAAGCUACACAUCUAACCAACUGCCAACUGAUCAGGCUGAUUCGGCCCAACGAGCGUGUGAAAGCGUUUAAAAAGUAAAACCCUUCGUUCAGAUCUUCUGCACAUUCAGCACAGUCAUCGAUGCAGGUGCGAAACGUAAGUUCUUGCUAGCAAGAUAGUUCUAAUCCACCGAUUGUAACAAGCAGCAAGCAACAGACACACGCCUGAAUAGUAGCGAUCGUAGUGCUAGUAAUAAUAAUAAUAGUAGUUAGCAAUAGAUAAAUGGUUAUCGUCGAUUAUCGUUUGGUUAAUAAAUAGAGAGAUUCAUCUCAGCAUCUUACAUUUCGAUUUGCUUGUUUUGUUUGUUUCCUCCCAUGUGUACAGUGUGUAAUAUAAUUUGAUGUUUUGUUAAUAUAGAAAAGAUCGCUAUUAAAAAUAAUAGUUAACACGUGCGUGCGUACAAGGCGUACCAGGCAGGGCGCAGCAGGCAACACAUCCACCUAAUCCUUCUACAGCAGCUACAGCUACUUGUCUUUGCGUGAGAGUGUUGGUUUGCCUUCCUUAGCC
Messenger RNA from Anopheles stephensi (Asian malaria mosquito), 4698 nucleotides. RefSeq names its product zinc transporter ttm-1 (gene ZnT41F). The record is from RefSeq and is a predicted model, not a curated record. Bases 411 to 2048 code for a protein of 545 amino acids. Gene Ontology annotation, biological process: response to zinc ion; zinc ion transmembrane transport. Gene Ontology annotation, molecular function: zinc ion transmembrane transporter activity. Lineage: Eukaryota; Metazoa; Arthropoda; Insecta; Diptera; Culicidae. Gene Ontology annotation, cellular component: plasma membrane. The transcript is spliced from 6 exons.